AACUCAAGCAGCCGCUGUCCGCGCUGCCGCCAUCGCCGCGUCCACCUGCAGCCCACUGGCCAUGCGAGGAUACCGCGGCGUCAAAUACUUCCUCUUUGUUUUCUGCUACGUCUUCUGGGUCGUGAGCGCCGUUCUCAUUGCGGUGGGAAUCUACGCCAAGAUCGUCAAGGAGAAAGAUGUUGUGGACACACUGACCGUGGACCCGGCGCUCCUCCUCAUCGUGGUGGGCUCCCUGAUGUUCAUCAUCACAUUCCUGGGAUGUUUGGGUGCCCUGCGUAACGCCACCUGCCUGCUGAAGACGUUUGCGGCCAUCCUGGCGGCGGUGCUUCUGGUGCAGCUGACAGCAGGAAUUCUGGGAUAUGUCUUCACUGACACGGUGAUGGAGCGGACGGAGCGCCUCAUGAUGAAGACCAUUGUCCGCUACCGGGAGGACCGGGACCUGGAGAACGCCAUCGACUUUGUCCAGAAGAAGUUCCAGUGCUGUGGCGUGGACAACUACAGGGACUGGUCCAAGAACGUCUACUUCGAGUGUUCCGACUCCAAUCCCAGUUUGGAAGCCUGCGGCGUCCCCUUCUCCUGCUGCGUCAUCCCCAGCAACCAGACGGUGCUGAACACCAUGUGCGGCCUGGGCACGCAGCGGCAGGAUCUCCGGCGGGCCUCCCGGGACGUCUUCACGGACGGCUGCCUGCCCAAGAUGGCGGCGUGGAUCCGGACCAACAUGAAGAUGCUGGCCGGGAUGACGGGCGGCUUGCUGCUUCUCGAGGUGUGCGUGAUCGCGCUGGCCGUGGCUCAGGUGUGUUGGAUCAACAAAGUGCAGCGACGAAAGGCGGAGCUCGCCAACCGAAGCGCGUCCCGGAAGAAGGACGAGCUGUGGUUUCCCGCCUUUGCUGACUUUGACCAAUGAGAGGCGACCCGGAACCCGCUGGUGGCCUAUCAGGCUCAUCCUGCAGCGACCCCUACAGGCUGGAGACGUAAUGACACACCAGUCACAAAGCUGCUGAUAAGAAAAAAAAAAAUCAGCUCAUUUUUUAAGCUCACAAUGUUGAAACCUCAUGAUCACUUUUUGUCAGUCCAUCACAGGAGGGGUCCAAAGUGAGGCCCGGGGGGGCCAUUUGCGUUUUUUAUUAUUACAGACGAAAUAAACAUAAAAUAUUACGCAAAAAAAGGCAGAGUCGACUAGGGUUGUACGGUAUACCGGUACUAGUAUAGUUAAAGUUAAAGUACCCAUGAUUGUCACACACACACACUAGGUCAGGGGUUGGCAACC
Entelurus aequoreus (snake pipefish) is the source of this 1267-nucleotide messenger RNA. RefSeq lists its product as uncharacterized. Lineage: Eukaryota; Metazoa; Chordata; Actinopteri; Syngnathiformes; Syngnathidae. Gene Ontology annotation, cellular component: membrane. The transcript is spliced from 8 exons. The record is from RefSeq and is a predicted model, not a curated record. The coding region runs from base 62 to 904 and encodes 280 amino acids.